This is a messenger RNA of Aphanomyces astaci, 333 nucleotides long. RefSeq lists its product as hypothetical. NCBI's taxonomy places the organism in Eukaryota, Oomycota, Saprolegniomycetes, Saprolegniales, Verrucalvaceae. The transcript has a single exon. The coding region runs from base 1 to 333 and encodes 110 amino acids. The record is from RefSeq and is a predicted model, not a curated record.
AUGAAGGAAUCUGGGCGGUUGAAGGCCUUGCUAGGGCUAGUUCGAGCAUCCAAAUCCAACACCGGAGACCACUUGAAGGACUAUACGUUGCCCAUGAUCAUUGGCAUGGGGUCUACAGAUCCGGACUUCAGCUCCCCGCAUGCGGAGGCCGAAUUCAUCCAUGGCGCCAUUCGAAGCGCACAAAAGGCUGUCGUGAUGUACCCCAACGUGAAACACUACCCCCAAAUCGAAUGCCCGUCGGAGGUGGCUAAAAAUUUGCUUCAAGCGAACUUUUAUUUGAGCUCGACCAACUGCAGUGUUGAAGACGUUCCCGCAUUUGCGUGCACUACGUAG